This is a messenger RNA of Ilex paraguariensis (yerba mate), 887 nucleotides long. NCBI's taxonomy places the organism in Eukaryota, Viridiplantae, Streptophyta, Magnoliopsida, Aquifoliales, Aquifoliaceae. The record is from the annotation of a GenBank genome assembly.
UGACGCUCCUCUCCACCCUCCUCUUCUUCUUCCUCCUCCUCCCGCCACCUCCCCCAAACUAUCCCUCCACAUCCCCAAUAAUCCCGCACAGAUCCCUCCUCGACACCAACACCACCACAUCAACCCCAUCUUCAUGCUCCUCGAUCCACCAAAACCCACCUUCCCAACGCUGCAAUUUCUCCCUCCAGCAUUGCUCAUCCAAUGGCCUAUUCAACUACUACUCCCUCCAUUUCUGCGUUCUCCAAGAAAACCCAUUUCUCUCCGUUCCUAUUCUUGUUCUCUCUCUCCUCCUACAGUUUUAUAUCUUGGUCAAGGCAGCACAAGAUCAAUUCUCUGUUGUGGUCACGAAACUCUCAACUUACCUCAAUUUAUCACCAUCUAUGGGUGCGGUGACUCUUCUGGCUCUUGGAAAUGGCGCUCCUGAUGUAUUUGCAUCGGUGGCCGCUGUCCGGGGAGGCCAACCAAGAACUGGGUUUGGUGCAAUCCUUUCAGCUGGGACCUUUGUUUCUGCUUUCGUUGUUGGGUUUGUGGCGAUUUAUGCCGCACCCUUUUCGGUUGAGACCGGUGCAUUCGUGAGGGACGUGUUGUUUUACUUGAUUGCUACUUUCUUUUUGUUUUAUGUGUAUUUGAGUGCUGAGAUUUUCCUUUGGCAGGCUAUUGGGUUUGUUGGGUUUUAUCUGUUUUUUGUUGGGUUUGUCUUUUGGAUGGAUUUGGGGAUGGGCGGUGGGAAAGGAAAGCAUAGGGGUGCGGAUGUGGUGAGUUUUGUUGGGGAUGGGGAGUUUCAAAAGGGCAAAAUACAACUGGAUUUUGAAAAUGGAGCAAAUUUUGGGAAAUUUGAAAGUAGAACGCCAGGUUACGGGUUCUGGGAAGUUCUUGCAAAGGUAUGA